Molecule: messenger RNA, 8071 nt
Organism: Blepharisma stoltei
Lineage: Eukaryota; Ciliophora; Heterotrichea; Heterotrichida; Blepharismidae
Source: the annotation of a GenBank genome assembly
AUGAGUUUUAACGAAACUCUUGAAGAGAACUCUGAGAUUGAUUCUCAAGCCCUUAUAAAAAAAGAUAAGCCACUUUUUAAUCCUUUGAAAAACUUAGAAAAAAUAAUCAAUCGAUUAAGAAGCGACCCUUCACCAAAUAAACUGAAAAAAUUGUAUUUGUCCUUGGCAAUUAAUAUUUCACCUAAAGAGCUAAAAACUCUUUUAUAUUUAAUUCAAACCUAUUCCAAUAGACCUAAAAUUCAGGAAAGCAUCUUACAGUCACUAGACCAAGGACUUAAACUUUACUUUGAGUUAGAGUGUGGACAGAUCAACAAGAGAGAAAAAAUUCUGUUUACAAGAGCCAACAGUUAUUUUUAUUUUGAUGGAAAAUGCAGUUCAAGUGAAAAGACAUUUCUAGAUAAAAAUCUUCAAAGUAGCCAAAGUGAAGAGGCGAUUUUAGAUAAAAAUCUUCAAAUUAAUCAAAGUGAAGAGAGCAAGCUUAGUGAAGAGAGUAAACUUAUUGAAGAGAGCAAGUUUAGUGAAGCUGACACAGAAAGUGUUGGGAGAAAAAAAAGAAAUGAUGAAAAUGAGGUAGGUGCUAAAUUUUGUCGAAUUGGAGACGACAACUCAUUUUUUGUGAAUCAAAAAGAAUUUAGUUUCCUUAUAUGGAUUUUUCCUGAAAAAAUAAAACCAGGCCCUAGCAUAAAAGAAGCGUUUAUUGCUGAUUUUUCAGAAUUUCCAAAUGGACCUGCAAAAUUUUCUAUUUUUUUGACAAGCAAUUUGUCUAUCAAUAUUAAAUACUCGAAGAAUAAGACAUUGCAAGGUAAAAAUGGGGCAAUUAUUAAUAAUCAGUGAAAUUGUAUAGGGAUUUCUAUAAGAAGAGGAAAGGGAAAAGACAAAGCAGAGUACUUGAUAAUGUAUAAAAAUGGAAGCUGGGAUCCUCAUUAUGAAACGCAAUCAUAUUUCUAUCCUGAAGGAAAUUUUAAAAAUCUUUGUAUAGGAGGACCAACUGAAAGUUUUGAUAACAAUUUUCUGAAUAGUGAAAUUUCUCCUUAUUUUUUAUUCCGGGGAAGAAUUGGUUCAGUUUACCUUUUCAAAAAAUUUUUUAAUCAGCCUUAUUAUGAUAGAAUUUCAGAAUUUAGCAAUAAAUUAACUUUGAGAUGCAAUUAUGAUUCUAUCGGAAACAAACUUAUGCUGAAAGAAAUUAUAGAUUCCAUUGUUUUCAAGUGGGAAUCAUCAUGAAAAUGGGAAAAAUAUUACAAAUAUUUUGAGUCUGAUAUGAAUAUUGCUAUUAAAAAUGAGAAGGGGUAUCAAAGAGUAGUUUUCUCAACAAUAGUUGAUGCGUUAGCACUUAGUGGAGGACUUGAUAUUUGGAUUCCUUUAAUUAAUCAAUGCAGCUUAGAAGGAAUUGUUUAUAUUUUAAGUAUCAUUGGGGCUAUAUGUCAAGUAAAGAAUUAUCUUGAUGAAGCACUUUCGCCCAAUUUUUUUGAGAUUUUAGGUGCAGCCUUAGAAGAAAAAAAUCUUAUCCCGAAUAAAGAAUUUUUGGAUAGAUGUGAAGACAUUAUCGUAUAAUCAAAAAAUGGGCGUCAUUCGAAUUUUUUUGGUCUCCCGACCGAAAAUUCUCUUCCUCAAUUUUUUGAUUAUGAGGUUUGGCUUUCCCCAGCGAAUUUAUCCCGGCGAUGACAGGGCUUCAAGUGCCUGUGGUGCGCGAAGCAGGAUUCCUGUCCCUUAGGGAAAUCGAAUUUUCUGGAAGGAUGCCACCAACCCCAGGCAGUGGAGACUGGGAUCUUUAGGGUGCCUGACGGACCCAAGUUGGUUUUGCCCAAGAGCCGGAAGGACGGCCGUCGAAAUCCGAACACCGAAUCUGAUGGGACCAUUCAGCCUUGAAGCCAGGUGGUGCACGACAUUUUGGUGGAGCGGGGAAACCCAGAAGCAGGACGGAUACCCGUGCAGGGAAUGUGAUAUUGGACGUUAAGCGUGUAUUAAUAUUAAGUAAGUAAGUGAAGAUAUUAUCGUUAAUCUAGAAAACAGUUCUGAGCAGGAAAAUUUCACAGAUUCUUUACAGUCCAGAGCAAUGAACUCUAUAUUUUUAAAUAAAGGAAUCUGAAAAAGCCUCCCAUUCAGCCUUUUGAGAGAAUACCUUGAUUUCUUAUCAAAACACAUAUCAAUUUUAUUCAACCAAAAAGAAGAAAUUUUUAAAAUUUUUUUUGUUGUAAAUACAAUAAAAGAUAUCGUAUUCAAAGACAUCAACAUAAAAGAAAAAUUUAAUGAAGAACCCUACAAGCUUAUCUCCAAAAUUAUGCAAGAAAUCUUUAAAAAGCUUCAUUGUGAAGACAAUGAAACAAGCGAUAUAAAUGAGCCAAAAACUCCUAAAAGCUCAAAAAAAUAUCAAAAUGAGAUCACAAUCCAAGCUCACGUCAUCAUUAAAAUAAUCCUAAUGAUGAUCGAAAAAGAAGCUGAAGAAGUGCUUAUAAACUAUUGUCUUGAAGCCUAUUUUUCUUUAAAAUGCAAAGAUGACGAAAUUGAUGAACUAUUUAAGAGGGCUUUAAUUUUAUUUAAAGAACAAAAAGAGAACCCUAUAAUUCAGAAAAAUGCAGGAAUGUUAGCGAUAAAAUUGAUUUUUAAUUUUAUUCCUUGUAUGUGGGAAUUUGACAAUAUGAAUAGAAGACUGAUAAAUUUCCACCAUGACUGGGAAGAUGUAAAAAGAAGAAUUAAGAAAUUAUGCAAAAGUCUUAAAAAAUAUUUACAUUGGAAUAAUAUAUAUCCAAUCCUUUUCAUACUGGAAAAAGAAAUGAAAAAUAAAGAAUUUGAUGGAACAAUUCAAGCCACUUUGCCUGAAAUUAGGAGAAAAUUGAAUUCACUUAUAAAUAUUUUGACUGAUAGAAUAUCGUAUCUGAUAUGAAAAAAGGAAAUUAGAGUAAAUGACGUAAGUCCGGAUGCAGAGAAUAAUCAAGUCGAAAAAUCAGAAGAUUUGGGAGAACUGUAUCUUAAGAAUAUAUUUGAAUUAUUGAUUGAAAAGUGGAAUAAAUAAAAUGGCAUUCGAUUCGAGCGAAAUUAGCUCCGCUAAUUUUCUCUCCCUCAAGCAAUUUUAUUUAUGGGGUUAGGUUUUCUUCUGAGAAGAUCUGUAUAGCAACUCUGGCAGAUAAGCAGAAGCACUGCCCAAGUACAUCAAGAGGCUCGAAGUUUUAGCUCUCAGGACACCCGAGGAAGAUGACCCUUAGGCGGAACACGCCCAGGAGCUGAGCCAAGGUAAGGCAAGACAGCACAGCCCAUCAAAGCCGGAACGCUGUAUUUGCCCGUGUCAUGGCACAACAAAGUGGAUCGAUCCAGAGGUCCAUGGGCCGAUACGUGGACAAAUAUGGUGGCAGCAAUGGAAACGGAUACCCAGUAGUGCUUGUUAAACAUAAUAAAUAAUAUAGCGAUAAAGAUUGAAAAAGUCGAAGCAAAUAUAAACUAUAGUCCCUAUUUGCAUGAUAGUGCGAAUUUCCCUAAAUGAGUAAUUGAUGCUUAUAAGAUAUGUGCAGGAAAUGAUGAGCUAUGCCAAGUUAUUUCGAGCCUUAAUAGAUUUGUGCUAGCAAUUUUCUCUAAAAAUGCUAAAUUAACAAAUUUUUGCAAGCUUAGAGAGUUCUUAAUUGGAGUUGGGAACAUAAAUUAUAACGAAAUAUUUGAUUUUUUGAACUGUCUGCUGGAAAAAAUGAAAGAAAGCUUCAAAAAUAGUGAGGAAUGAUUUUUCGAGUUUUUAAGUGUUUUAGAAGAUUUAUUAAACCCUCAUUUUGUCAAUAUUAGCUAUAUUGAUUGUGAUAAAUUUAAAAAUCUUAUAAAAGAAAUAUCAGGAUUUGCAACAAAAAUUGCAAAAUUUCACAGAAUUUCCUACCCUGAAUUUAUUUUUGUUGAUUUACCUGAAUUAAAUUCGCUUUUAGAUUCAAUAUCACCCAUAAAUUAUCCUUCAAAAUGAAUUUGUUUGAGAAAUGGCGGGUAUGUGCGAUAUAUUCUAAGAUUUAUAUUUACUUAUCUUUAUAUUAAUCCCAAUGAUUUGGAAAUUAUUGAAAUUUUGGAAUCUUUAGUCAAGAAAUGAAAAGGAAAAUUCACAAAGCUAAAAAAAAUUGUGACGAAAAGAUGCAAAAUACUUUCCGAUUUACAUGAGGAGCUGAAACAAGUGAAAUUACAAAAAAAAAUGGAUUUUUUUGAUUUUACAGCACUAUAUAUAUUAACUGAAUGCACAUCAAUUAUUCUUAAGCAUCAAGAUAAUUCCAGCAAUAUUUUGAUAUUUUUAUCACGCUUUAUUGAAGAAUUCAAUAUUUUUAAAAUGCUAAAAAAAAUUAGCACUAAUAGCUCAAUGGACUCUUUCUCAGAAAUUAAAAAUGAUUUUUCUAAGUUUUACUGCACUUCAGAGCUAUGGCUGCAUGAUUACUGGCUUGAACGAAAGCACAGAAAAGAGAACCCUACUAUAGCGCUAUCUACAGAAUCACAGCUAGACCAGCUGAAAUUUACUGCCAUAUACAUGUCAAAAGAGAAAUUAAUGAAAAACCAAAAAAAUGCAAAUUUUUUAGAUUUAUUAAAAAGUUCUUUGCUCUCACAAGAAUGAGUCGAAAAUAUCCACUCGUUUUUAGUAGUUUUUACAUCAAUGAGAAUUAAUUUGAUAUCAUUUUUAACUCCAGUUUAUCGUGAUGCUGGAACUAAUCCUUUUUUAAAGGAAGAGAUUUAUGAAUUAGAAGUUAAAUCGCCAAAGAAAUCAUUUUUCACUCCAAUUUUUCGUGAUGCUGGAGCUGAUCCUUUGUUAAAAGAAGAUAUUUAUGAAUUAGAAGGGAAAUCACCAAAGAAAAAUACAAUUGCAGAAAUAAAAAAUAACGCAGUGUGUCAGGUUGAUUUAGUAAAAGCGCCUGGAGUAGAAAAAAUCAAGCUAAAUAACUACAAAUUGAAAGAAGAAAUAAGAUCAGCUUAUACAAAAUAUUGCCAAACCAAUGAAUAUAACUCUCUUUGGCACAAAAAGCUUUACAAAUCUAUAAUGAAAACAUCGAAAUUGCUAUUUAACAACCCAAACAGCUCAUCGCAGAAAUACGGAAUAACCUUCCAAUUCGAUAAGCUCGGAAGAACCCCAUUUCUAAAAGAAUGAACCAAACGAAAAGAUCCUCAAACUAGUCCCCAAAUUUUAAAAAGUACUUUUUGUGAUGAAUUAUCUCAAAAUUUAAAUCUAGACAGUGACAGCCCAAAACAAACUUCUAAAAAUUAUUCAGAUUUUUUGAACCAAUUAAAUAAUACUUUAUUUAACAUUUCAAAUGACGAAAAAGAAAAUUCUGAGGACCCAACUGAUGAGUCUGGCAGCAAUUAUGAAGAAAUUAAAGGAGAAAAUGCAGAAGAAGGGUAUUCUCUAACAUCUGUAGAAAAAACGAUAAAGUUUGAAUGUAAAAGGAUCAAAAUUCAAGGGGUAAAUCAUGGGUUCAUUGAAGUGAACCAAGAGUAUGUGAUUUUUAUAAUAAAAAAUGAUAGGAAACAUUCAGUUGAAUCGCCAACUCAUAAUUUACAGGGCACAAAAAAAGAAAUAAGACUAUGGAAAAUCAGUGAAAUUACUGAAAUUUUUGCAAGAAGAUUUGUAUACUUUUUAAAAUGCCCUAUAUUUAAUGAUUUAACAGUCUAUAAAAAUUGAUUAGUUAAUAAAUUCAGUUAAAAUAGUAUACAUCGCCACAGCGCUAUUGAAAUUUUUUUAAAAUCAGGAAAAUCCAUUUAUUUUGAACUGACUGAAGAAAACUAUGCAAGCCAAAGAAAAGAACUAUUAAAUUAUUUUACAAUAAAUCUGAGGUCUCAUAAUAUUUCUGUAUAUGGGAAACGCCCAUCAAAAGAGAUUCUAAAUUUCAGAACAUCAUGGAAAUUAGGAAAAAUCAGCAAUUUCCAUUAUUUAAUGAUCCUCAAUAAGUUUGCAAGCAGAUCUUUUCAUGAUUUAAGUCAAUAUCCAGUAUUUCCUUGGAUAAUUAAAGAAUGGGAAAAUGACGUCCUUGAUCUCAAAAAAAAAGAAAAUUACAGGAAUUUAGAGUGCCCUGUUGAAGUAUAUACAAUAAAAUUGUGAAGAAAAUUAGCUAUCCUUGAGAUACUGUAGCUGGUUUAGGCUGGGGACUUUGUGGAAGGGAAGAUAGCUUCGACUAUGUGCAUCCGGACAAGUUUUAAUUGGUUUGGUGGAGUGCAAUGAUAAGUUAACAGACACAAGCUCACGUCCUGUUCAAGGUUCUGUUGACGUGAAGCAUAGUGAUCUGCGUCUCCAAUUCACGGGUCGAAUCCCUCGUUCGUGAAGAGCAACACAGUGCCGGACUGAUAAUCAAUGGUGAACUGACAAUGCAGAUAAAUAUGGCCUUCAGGCCUGCCGAGCUUUUAUGUUAUUUUAAUUAAGCUAAGUAAGCCCUGUUGGAGCACAAAACGCAGAAAGAAUUAAUGACCUACAAAAAAGAUAUGAUUUAUGCGCUGAGUCUGGUAUGGCCCCAUUUCAUUAUGGUUCACAUUAUUCUAACGGUGGGCUAGUUUUGCAUUAUUUACAAAGAAUGGAGCCUUUUACAGAGCAAGCUAAGCAGCUCCAUGGAGGAAAAUUUGACGUUCCAGAUCGUCAAUUUUUUUCUAUGAAAACUGCUUGGACAUGUAUAAAUUCUUCAUCAGGGGACGUAAAAGAGCUGAUUCCAGAAUUAUUUUAUAUACCAGAAGUCCUUAUGAAUAUAAAUCAUGAGAAUUUUGGAAUAAGGCAAGAUGGGAAGGGAGUGGGAGACUUAGAACUCCCGAGAUGGGCAAAGAAUCAUUUUGACUUAGUCAGAAAAAGUAGAAAAGCGUUGGAAUCUUUCCAUGUUAAUAAAAAUUUGUCCCAAUGGAUUGAUCUUAUUUUUGGAUAUAAGCAGAGCGGAGAAAAUGCUAAAAAAGCUUAUAAUGUCUAUUUUCCUACCACUUAUGAAGAAAAUUUCGUCAAAAUUGUAAAAAAUUCUCAAGAUCCAGAUUUUGUCAACUCAGUCAUCCAGCAAGCCAUUCAUUUUGGGCAAACUCCAAUAAAGCUAUUUAAAGGGGAGCAUCCUAAGAAGGAGAAAAAAGAUGAACCAAGAUCUAUUGAUCUAGAAAGAGUGAGAAGCAUUUGAAAUUACAGUGAAAUAGAUCACUUAAUAGUUUAUGAAAAGGUACUAGCAAUGUUGAUAUCGCAAGGAUAUUUUAUUGUUAUAGUGCAUGACAAAAUCUCGAUUAAAAUGAAGAGAUUUAAACUAAGGGAUUCAAAAAUAGAAUUUUCUAAUAAAGAAUUUAUUGAGCUUAAAGAUACAAAAUACUUAUAUGAUGACACCUGCCAUAAUUACAGUCCUUAUUUAAUACUUAAAGAAGAAAUUAUAAUAUCUGGGUGUUAUGCUGACAAUACAAUUAAGCUUCAUAGUCCUGAUGGAAAUUUAUUGGGCUCUUUAAGCUAUCAUGUUGGUACAGUCUCAGCGAUUGUGGCCACAGAAACUCAGCUAUUUACAGGAAGUCUUGAUACGUCUAUUAUAUGUUGAAAAUUAGCAUCAGCGUUUACUGAUAUUUUUAUUUUAAAUAUAUAAUCUAUAUCUUUUCUUAUAAUAUUAAAAUCCUUAUUUACUAUAAAAACCAUAUUAUAAUUUCAAAAAAAUCUAUACUGACAGGCCAUAUUAGUCCUAUAAAGCAGCUUAAAAUUUCUGAAGAAUAUCAAGCCUUAAUAUCUUUUAGUCAAGAUAGCACAGUAAUUUUUUACAAUUUAAGGAACCUCGAUAUUUUGAAAAAAAUUGUUUUUGCAGCUGAAAUUUAUUCAAUAGGUUUUAAUGAUUAUGGGCUACUUGCAACUGCCGGAAGUGAUGGGAUCAAGCUAUUUACAAUUAACCACACUGAAAUUGACAUAGAGCAGCCUGAAGGUUUUAUAACAAAUACCAUUAGGAAUAUUGAAAUUGAAAAUUCAGGGGACUUUAUAUUAGCUUCAUCAGAUGACCAAUUUAUGAUUUUUGAGCCUUUUAAAAGAAACCCUAAGGUACCGAUUAUAAAAUCCGGCUUUGCCAUGCUUUCACUGCUUCAAGACUAUUUAAUUGUAUGUGAAAAAGAUAAAAAUCAAAAUAUAAUUUACAUCUUGGAAUAG